Solanum pennellii is the source of this 1128-nucleotide messenger RNA. RefSeq lists its product as uncharacterized. The transcript is spliced from 6 exons. NCBI's taxonomy places the organism in Eukaryota, Viridiplantae, Streptophyta, Magnoliopsida, Solanales, Solanaceae. The record is from RefSeq and is a predicted model, not a curated record. The coding region runs from base 225 to 830 and encodes 201 amino acids.
GUAUCAUGUCAGCAAAAAUGACACAAUAUGACCUGACAUAAGGUGUCUAAAAUGAACAAGUUCUAGGGCUAACAAUUGACCAUGAAGAAAACCAUAUUUACGAAGAUUUACCAUGGUGGAAUCUUAUUCGAGAUAUUUGUCCCUACUUAUGUUGGAAAUUGUGUGUCUGCACUCAGGGACUUAUUCCUGUCUUGUUAGAAUUGUUACCAAAUGUUGAGAAAAGGAUGUGUGCUAGACAUAUAUGGAAUAACUGGCAUGUGAACUGGAAAGGAGAAAGAAGGAAACAGUUUUGGAGAUGCUCAAAGGCCUCGUUUGAAGUCAAGUUUGGUGAAAAAGUUCAUGCAAUGUCUAAGUUAGUAUGGGGGGGAGCACUUCUCAACCUACAAGUCAAGGAAAUUCAAGCAAACAAAGUUAUUCUCAAACAUGAUCUACAAUGGAAGGUCCAUAUACAAUGGGAGGUCCAUCACAUUUUACUUCCAGAAUCACAUAAGCAACUACAAAAUCAAGUCAACCAACUUCUAUUUGUGUUGACACAACAUCUGUGCCAAGACCUGCUCAAAAUAGAGUUCAAGUUGGGACUGAAAGAGGAUUGGGAAGAACAAAAGCUAAUGCAAGAGAAACCUCAUUUGUUACUGAAAGGGUUAGUUCUUCUAGUCAAUUGUCACCUUUAUCAGGUCACAAGAGAUCAUAUAGUUCUGCCUCAUUUGCUAUUGCUACUGGAGAAAACAAAAGGCUUGCAACUGGUUUUGAUGUUUACUCUGAUCCUACAACUGGAGCCCAAGUAUUUACUCCUGGUAAAUCAAGUGAGAAGAUUUUGCAUAGGCCAAUAAAAUUGAAGAGUGCUUCACCAACCAAUAUAAACAUUGAUUUUAAACUCCGUGGCCUAAAAUGGAAGAGAAAAGAUGCAGUCAGCACCUCACAGUUGCAACAAAUGAAAGCUAAAAAGAAAAAUUAGAAGUAGUUAAUUUGGAAAGUUGUUAUGAUUUUGGCCCAUGUUAAAAGGGUCUUUUUUAAAAACAAGUUACUCUUUAGUUUAUUUGAACACUCGUCUAAUGUAUUUUUGAACAUUGUUUUUGUGUUAGCAAUACUAUGUAUUUUUGAACCAUGUAAGACAAUGGUUUUUGAUUA